Molecule: messenger RNA, 689 nt
Organism: Spea bombifrons (plains spadefoot toad)
Lineage: Eukaryota; Metazoa; Chordata; Amphibia; Anura; Pelobatidae
Gene: MYL10
Product: myosin light chain 10
Exons: 7
Coding region: 46-546 (166 amino acids)
Cellular component (GO): mitochondrion; cytoplasm
Molecular function (GO): calcium ion binding
Source: RefSeq, a predicted model, not a curated record
UGGCCAUAGAUUUGACACUGAGAGGGUCGAGUGAAGAACAACAACAUGUCACCUAAGAAGGCGAAAAAGAAGGCGGAAGGUGGAAGUUCCAAUGUAUUUUCCAUGUUUGAUCAAAGCCAGAUUCAAGAGUUUAAAGAGGCCUUUACUAUCAUGGACCAGAACAGAGAUGGCUUCAUUGAUAAAGGAGACCUGAGAGACACAUUUGCUGCUUUGGGCCGUAUCAAUGUUAAGAGUGAAGAGCUCGAUGACAUGGUUAAAGAGGCACCUGGGCCCAUUAACUUUACUGUCUUUCUUACCAUGUUUGGUGAAAAACUGAAAGGCACCGACCCAGAGGAAACAAUUCUGAAUGCUUUCAAGAUUUUUGACCCUGAUGGAAAAGGCCAUAUAAAAGCAGAUUACAUCAGAGAAAUGCUGACAACUCAAGCAGACAGAUUCAGUCAGGAAGAGAUCAGCCAGAUGUUUAACGCUUUCCGUCCAGAUGUUGCUGGUAACCUUGAUUAUAAGAAUCUGUGCUACAUCAUCACCCAUGGUGAAGAGAAAGAUUAGGAAUAAGAUGUUUUCAGAAUGAUACAGCAAAGGUUCUAAGACAAAUAUAAAAGAAAACAAAACAUCAACAGGUUAACACUGAGAUCAAAGUGUCCAAAAUGGUUUAAUUUUUAAUAAAUAUUAAAACAUGCAUUAAUAAUCAA